UGCACUUCCCGCCGUGACGACGGUCGAGUUCCAGUUUCGGUCGCUGCUUCCGUCUCUCGUUUGGUUCCCGAAGCGAUCCUACGCACGCCGUCGCCCACCAUGAUAGUCAGGGACCUCAAGCGCGUCGCCUUCUUCCUAGGGCCGCUUCUGGUCCUCCUGCUGCUGAGCGCAAGCCUUUGGCGCUCGCACCCGGAGUACCUGCGCUCACACGUCGGCGCGCUGCUCGGCGACAACCCGGAUCCCGCCCGCCGCCCACACCGCAAGCCAACGUCCACGCCGAACGGGACGCAUACCGAGAUCUACUCUCUAUCGCGAUCGGACGGGAAGUACUUCGAGAUCCGCUUCGGCAGGGACGUCUACAACCCCAACAUCAUCCCGCACCAGAAGUUCAACAACUCGUGGUAUAUCGUGGGCCAACUGUGGAACGACCCCCAUAACAAUGGCCUGGACAAGAGUUUCAGCGAGGCCGGAUGCGUGGCGCAGUUCAUCAACGGCGUGCUGAUGUGCAUCGACUACAUCAGGGGCCUCUCAAUCCAGCCGACGCCUGGCGGGAAGUGCGAGGGCGACAUCUCGUACUUCUCUCUCAACGUCGGGCCGCACGAUGCGCGCGUCUUCUUCGGGCCGCAGAACCCCUUCACCAUCUACGGGUCCAACAGCGGCUUCACCUGCUUCGGGCAGUGGAUACAAGACUUCCGGCAGCUGGUCGACUGGGAGUACGAGCUGAUGACCAACACCGACUUCAAAGUGGGGACCGAGAUCCAGCGGCCGGCGCCGUAUUUCGCCGUCGAGAAGAACUACUUCCUCUUCUGGGACGAACACGACGAGAUGCACGUGCACUACGACAUGUACCCGAAGCGCGGGUUCUCGAAGCUGGAGCGCGACGGCAAAGCCGGGGCGGACCUGGCGCCGGCGGCGGCGGAGCAGGACCAGAAGUGCAUGCAGCGCUUCCUCCCCAAGCUGCCGCCCAAGCUCGAGUCGAUCCACCAGGCGACCAACUCGCUCAAGCUCACGCUGUGCGAGCGCGCCGACAAGGGCUGCAAGCCCAACGACGCCAACACGUUCAUCCUGACCAUCAUCCAGCACAAGACCUACUACGACUGGCACAGCGAGUACGAGCCGUACGUCGUGCUCUUCCGCCAGCGCGCGCCCUUCGAGCUGUACGCCAUCUCCAAGCGGCCGCUCUGGGUCCACGGCCGCCGCCGCCACGAGGGCCGGCGCACGGAUAUGUUCUAUGUCACGUCCGUCAACUGGAUGGACCGCGGCGUCAAGUACCACGGCUUCCUCGACGACGUGGCCGUGUUGGGGUUCGGCAUUGAGGACCAGUUCUCCGGCGGCAUCGACGUGCUGGCGAAGGACCUGCUCGUGGAUAUGGGUUUCUGCGACGAGGAAUGAACGUCGUCAGCUGGCGGGCCAAUUCGGGGGGAAAGACUCAUACUGUAGGGUCACUGGAAUGAGUGAUGCAGGAG
Molecule: messenger RNA, 1466 nt
Organism: Chaetomium strumarium
Lineage: Eukaryota; Fungi; Ascomycota; Sordariomycetes; Sordariales; Chaetomiaceae
Exons: 1
Coding region: 100-1392 (430 amino acids)
Source: RefSeq, a predicted model, not a curated record